AUGGGCUACAAAUUGUAUUACUUUAACGGUCGUGGUGUUGCCGAGCCAGCUCGUCAACUCUUCAAAUUGGCUGGCAAAGAAUUCGAGGAUAUUCGAUAUGAUAAGGACACAUGGCCAACACAUAAAGCUGAAAUGCCAUUCGGUCAAAUGCCCGUUCUGGAGGUUGGCGGUCAAAAGAUCGCUCAAUCCGGCGCGAUUUUCCGCUACUUGGCUCGGGAAUUCGGUUUCUACGGCAAGACAAAUGUCGAUCAUGCUCUCGUCGAUUCAUUCUUCGAGUUGUACAAAGAUUACACGAACGAGUCCCGUAACUUCUUCUACAUUGCCCGUGGAAUGCGCGAAGGAAACAAGGAAGAAGCCCACGAAAAAGAGUUCGUCCCGGCAAGAGACAAAUUCUUCGGCGCCAUUGAGAAGCAAUUGAAGCACAACAAGAGCGGUUUCUUGGUCGGUGACUCGGUCACCUAUGUGGACAUUCAAGUGGCCGAUCACUUGCACUCGCUCUUGGCUGUCUCCGCCCACGAGCUUGACGCUUUCCCUGAGGUGCUUAAGUUGAAGGAGAAAGUCGAGCAUCUCCCAGCGAUCACAAAAUGGCUCAAAGAGAGACCGGCAUCCGAUUUC
This is a messenger RNA of Mesorhabditis belari, 615 nucleotides long. NCBI's taxonomy places the organism in Eukaryota, Metazoa, Nematoda, Chromadorea, Rhabditida, Rhabditidae. The record is from the annotation of a GenBank genome assembly.